Molecule: messenger RNA, 1706 nt
Organism: Lepisosteus oculatus (spotted gar)
Lineage: Eukaryota; Metazoa; Chordata; Actinopteri; Semionotiformes; Lepisosteidae
Gene: xbp1
Product: X-box binding protein 1
Biological process (GO): regulation of DNA-templated transcription
Cellular component (GO): nucleus
Molecular function (GO): DNA-binding transcription factor activity, RNA polymerase II-specific; RNA polymerase II transcription regulatory region sequence-specific DNA binding
Source: RefSeq, a predicted model, not a curated record
CAUGCAGGAGGAAAUUAGGAUAUUGUGGAUCUGGGCAUGAGCGAGGAACGUAAGAGGGAUUUUUAAGCUAGUUUUCAUCAAGAGUUGAAAAGACCGAGGGUUUAAUUUAGCUCUCAGAGAGGGAAUACGGGAUGGUGGUUAUAGCAACAGGGUCAGGAGGCGGCCACAAAGUGCUGCUGAUAUCUGGGAAGCAGGCUGCCUCGUCCGCCGGCACCCAGGGAGGGUUCAGCCGGUCUAUUUCAAUGGUAUUGCCGUCGUCUGGGACACAGGCUUCCUCGGACUCCGACUCCAAUGGGUCUGGACAGCCUCAGCGCAAAAGACAGCGGCUCACGCACUUGAGUCCCGAAGAAAAAGCACUUAGGAGGAAAUUAAAAAACCGGGUCGCCGCCCAGACGGCCAGAGACAGAAAAAAAGCCAAAAUGGGUGAACUGGAACAGCAGGUUUUGGAGCUGGAAUUGGAGAAUCAGAAACUUCACAUUGAGAACAGACUGUUACGUGAAAAGACACACGGAUUGGUGACUGAAAAUGAGGAACUGCGCCAAAGGCUGGGGUUGGAUACUCUGGAAAUUAAAGAGAAGGUUCAGGUGUUGCAGUCCAGUGUGGGUGAGGUCGGUUUGGUGAUCGGGUCUUCUGAGCGCAGUACUCAGGCUACGUGUGCCUCUGCAGCAGGUGCAGGCCCAGCAGUCAUCAAAUCGGAGGAUGCCCACAUGGCUACUGACAGUCCUGACUCUACAGACUCUGAGUCUGAUCUCUUGCUUGGCAUUCUGGACAUCCUUGACCCUGAGCUGUUCCUCAAGAAUUGUGCCGAGUCGGAGUUCAGGGAGCUGCCGCAGCUGGGAGAAGAAGAGCCCGAUCCAGUACCUUCCCCCACCCCUGCACCUCUGGGGACCCCAUCAGUUAAGCUGGAAGCCCUUAAUGAACUGAUUCACUUUGACCACAUCUACACCAAGCCUUUGGCAGAGGUGACCAACGUGGAGCAGAAUGAAGAAAGCAUCCCUGAAGUGAAGAUUGAAGAACCUGCCCUGGCUGCGGAAGAGAUCGUGGAGGUGGAGCCCGUGUCCGUUAAGGAGGAGCCGGAGGAGAUCGAGCUGAUCCCCGAGAUCAGGGUCAACGACUUCCUCACCUCUGUUUCCCCGACAUGCAGCCCCGAAAAAUCAUCGUGCGUGUUGGACGCGUACAGCGACUCUGGAUAUGAGCAGUCCCCGUCUCCCUUCAGCAACAUGUCAUCCCCGCUGUGUGCUGACAGCCCGUGGGAUGAUGUCUUUGCCAAUGAACUCUUUCCUCAGCUAAUCAGUGUUUGAGAUGUAAUAAAAUAUUGAUUUAAAUAGUCUUAUGCAAAGUCUAUUUUUAUAACCCAUAUUCCUGCCUAUAUUUGCUUCGUUACUACCGCCAUAUAAUUGGGGGUAAACUGUCCAUAGUAAGUCCUAGCCACAUCCAGGCUGGAAAUGCAACCCAAUCUAAUAGUUGGAAGUGGGUGGAAUGUAAGCAAAGACCUCUAUGGGUAAUGUAAUGGUUUUUGUACUCUUCCCUUCCCCCACCCUCUGUGUCUGCAAGGUAUUUUGGUAUCCACCGGUUCUGUAAUUCUAGUGUGUAUAAAUGCGUACAUGCCUUUCUCCUUCUAAUUUACUAUGUAAAUUUUUCAUGAUUAAGGGAUGCUUUCUUUAUUGAAUAUUUAAACUGCUGCAAAAUUAAAUUAGUGCAAUGAA